This is a messenger RNA of Paramuricea clavata, 8622 nucleotides long. NCBI's taxonomy places the organism in Eukaryota, Metazoa, Cnidaria, Anthozoa, Malacalcyonacea, Plexauridae. The record is from the annotation of a GenBank genome assembly.
UCAGCCAAUUGUAACUUUGACAAUGGAGAUACCUGCGGUUAUCAAAAUGGCGCUGGACAGUUUAAUUGGAAGGUUAAUAGAGGUUCAACAUCCAGUAGUGGAACAGGGCCAAGCUCUGACGUCAGCGGCAGAGGUAAACUGUUCAAUAAACUUUUAGGUCUUAAUUUCAACCUCAAGUUCAACUUUGUGACGUUACAGUUAGUUUUAGUCAAUGUGACUACGCUUUCCAACCUUUUACAGGUUUUUAUCUGUUCAUCGAAACUUCAAGUCCACGACAGUUCGGUGAUAAAGCUACAAUUUUAACAUCUUACUUGAACGGCCCGCAAUGUAUGAAAUUUUCUUACCAUAUGUACGGUGGUGGUAUUGGAGCCCUGAACAUCUAUGCGAAUAACCAAAGCAUAUUCUCGAGAUCGGGAAAUCAAGGAAACAGAUGGAUAAGUGAGGAAACGUCAAUCUUAGAAGGUGGAAGAUAUAUGGUGAGUAAAGAAAUCAGUGUUUCAGACACACAGAUAUUACAAAAUUUGAGCCAAAGACCAUUCUUUUUCCAAAACGAGAAGGAAGAGGGCCCUGAGGAAAUUUGAGUACGAACGUUGGUCAUUCUCUUGUUGUGUCUGAACCCACAAUACAUUUGCCUCCAACCCGAAAGGAUAAUCCAAUGCUGUUGUUGCACAAAAAUUUAGUGUGAAUUUCCUUUUCAAGAGUCAAAAUGAAACUGAUUAUCCAAAUUAUUUGUAUAAAUAUUUAAGGUUGAGUUUGAAGGCGUUCGCGGUCGUAGUUACGAAGGAGAUAUUGCAAUCGAUGCUAUCAGCUUCACUCCAGGAAGUUGCCCAUUCCAAACACCAAAACCACCUACACCUCGACCAACAAAUCCUCCAACAUCAUCAACAAACCCUCCCACACAAGCAGGUACUGUAGUGGUUUACCACUUUUACAAUUUUUUAGUUAAUACAACCAAGUCAUUAUAUACCAAUGACGAUCACAUGCCCGGGUUGUGGUCCACUGCGCUUUCAGCUUCCAAGGUGUGGAUACUGACUUACUGCGACGUCCAAUACCUUUUGCUAGGAACUUGCCUCGAAUUUGGCUUUUGGCGCGAAUUUCUACUUAAUGUAAUUACACAGGGUGUGGGUUCCAAUUCACCCCACCAAGAGGCUAACGAUAAAUGUGCCCGACAACUAAUGCCCAAUGGAUUAGUUUUCGAUGAGGAAGAAAAAUAGGUCGACCCGGAAAAAACUCAUUGAGGACAGGAGAGAACCAAACAAAGAAGCACAUACAAUAACUGAAUGCAAGCAAUAUACCCUACGCUGGAUCAACAGCAGCAGGCUCAAUUCAUCGGCCUUCACGCCUUCCUAUGUUAUUAUGGGUUGCAUGCAUGCAUUCCCUUUUUAUCUCGCAACUGCAGAGUUACGUUUGCAUCUUCGUUUCCAGACCAUAUGUAGUGUUUUUAAUUGUCCUGUUUAGUUCGCACUUCGUGAGGCCAGGGCGGGGUUGAUGUCGAGUUAAAUGAUACGGAACUGGAAGUGAGUCAGGUCUGUUCACAUGCCAGCCAUCGAUCGGCCAGGUGUCAAGCAUAAACUUGUGCAAAGAGCUACUGACGUUUUUCCAUCGAAUGUCUAGUCGAGUAAAGCACAAUUACAAGCUCUCCCAUUUGGACAAAUUGGAUCAUUGACUGAGUAAACCAAAUACUAAUAUUACAGAGCGUUUGCAGCAAGUGGGGCCACUUAGAGAACACUAAAGGCUCUGUUACACGGUGCAAUUGUUCAUGCAACUUGUCUCGCAAUGGCGUUGCGAGACAAGUUGCACGAGUCAUUGCACCGUUUAACAUGCCUUGCAAUGGUCAAAAUCGUUGCGAGACAAGUUGCAUGAAGCAUUGCAGAGAGUAGAAGUCGGUUCUACUUUUGGCAACGAUUGCACUAAUCCCCGAGCCGGCGGCGCGAAGCGCCGUGCGAGGGUACUAAUUCCCCCCGGCUAUUUACACCCGGGGAAACGAAAGCAUUAGCGAAGUCUAAAGUUCAUCAAUGAGCGCGGGCGUCGGUCACCAACGAUGGGUAGUCAUCCUCACUGAUCUCAAAAAUAUGGUGGACUGUCAUGAAUAACGGACACUGAUUGGUCCAAUUUAAAGUUUGCAUUAUAACGACUGCAUGACGACAGCGAAAUAGCAAACAUUUCUUGAUUUGAUGAGUUGAUGAUUGAUAAAUUUCUUGCAAAUAUUCUUCAUUUUUGCUCGUAUUUCUGCAAGAUUUUGUAAAUUUCAAGAAUGAAAGGGCGAAAGAAUCAGCUAAAAGAAGGGAGCCGACGUUAACGAAGGUAAGUUUGUUUUAAAUAUUGAUUUUAUAAUGGCUUUAAAACCCGACGGCUUUUGCGUAUAUCAAACAACUAUUAAAACAAGACAGCAUAUAAUUUCAGUGUAUCUUUAAUAUUGAUUCCCUUUUUUAUUAUAUUGAAUUUUUAAAUAAAAAAUAAAGCAAAGUUAUUUGCAAGCGAGAAUUUGAAAUCAUUUUAUUGCAAACUCAAAGUUUAUCGAUAAAGCCAUUUAAUAGUUAAAGGCUGUUUAGUUUUAUAAAGAACACUUUAAAACGUUUUGUGAAUUGUUUGUGGUUGAAUUUUACCUUAAAUUGAAGCUUGUAUUACGUAUAAUUACAUACGUAACAUAUAUAUGUUGGGAAAUUGAUAAUUUUGUAAUUAAAAGUGAUAUUUUUAGGCGAUUUUCAUUUGUAAGAAUAUUCUUAAAAAAUUAUCGUGUUAACAUGACAACUACUUCAGAUAUUUCAUGUUCGGAAAAUACAACGGUUUUGUCAGCAAGGCGAGGGUUUCUGCAUGCAUGUAUUUUCUAGUUAUAUUUAGCAUUGCAGCGUGUAACAUGCAGUGCUCUCACAAUCAAAUUUUCGAAUUCCUUAGAAAAAGCUCGAAAAUUCCUCAGAUUUCCUUAUAAUUCCUUAAAUUGGAAAAAUUAUCAGAAGGCCUGAUCACACAGUUGCAAAAAGUGUUUUUUCCUCCUUUUUUCUGUUUUUCAGUUUUUAUAACCUUGUUUCUAAGCACUAAAAUUUGAAAACAUUUGAUUGUUAGCGUAAUGCCAUAAAGAAAACAUUCAAAAUGAUGUAUUUUUGAUUGUUGCUGCAUGAAGAGCGUAAAAAAAUCUGUAGAUUUCAGAAGAAACAGCAUAUACUGACAUUUAACUUUUGAGAAUUUUAAUGAAAAGACCAGUAGCGGACACUUUACGAAAUAUGGGGGGGGGGGGAAGCUCGUGAAAAAUUUUAAAAUUUGAAUGCCGGAAAUGGCAUUUGCAGGGUUCUGAGAACACAUUUUGUAAAAAACUAGGGUUUCAAAAAACACUGUUUUAAGUUUUGUUAUAAAUCACAUGCCAAGCCAUGUACAGAAACAUAUACUAUUAUAUUAUGAUGACAAUUACGUUAUAUGAGUGUGAUUUGUGUUAUUUGGUACUGGAACCAAAUUGGUACUGGAACCAAAUUGGUACUGGAACAUGGCCCGAACAUUUAUGACAUAGAGAACAUACGAAUAUUUAACAAUUAUUCGCCGAAGGCGAGGUGAUUAUCGGUGAAUAAAAACCGAGACGAAGUCGAGGUUUUUAUUCACGAUCAUCACCGAGCCUGAGGUGAAUAAUUGUUUUAGUAUAAUUUCAUAGGUGAUUAUUUGGAAAAAAAUAAGAAAAUACACAUUUCUUUGUCAUUUAAUUGACAAAAAGGCUUCGGCUUGAAAAUCACUUAGGUGAUUAUCGCGUAAUAAUCUCCUCAACGGCAACCAAUCAGCGUGGAGAAUUUUCAAUAAUCACCUAUGUAAUUAUACUAAAUGUAAUUAUGUGCGUAUAAUGUUGCUACUUUCAAGUUUAAAUCUCAUUUGCGUGGCGUGGUUAUCCUCCGUCCAACGUUUUUAGUCCAGGAUAAAAUGUUUCGGAAAUUCCUUAAAAAAUCCUCAAAAACCUAAAUUCCUUAAAAAAAUCCUUAAAACUCUUCAAAAUUCCUAUUUUUAAGGAUAAUUCCUUAAAAGUGAGAGCACUGGUAACAUGGCUUCGUGCAGCUUGUCUCGCAAUGUUUAAUGCUUGGAGAGUUCCUAUUGGCUCUCCCCAGUACACGCUUUACUUAAAUUAAAAUUUGGCGCCAAACAGCGCCUCUCCCUAUUUUCUUCGCACGCCUCUGUCCCGUAUCGUUGCGAGUUGCAUGAAUAUCAUUGCAGCGUGUAACACCUCUUGCAAUGCAUUAUCAAAAUCUUUUUUUAAACAUUGCGAGACAAGUUGCAUGAAAAAUUGCACCGUGUAACAGGGCCUUAACCAAUCACACAGCAGAACAAAAAUAGAAAAAUGAACAAAUGGCGCAUUGGCCAAUCAGCAUUAGGCCAAAAACAAUUUUAACAAAUAAACGAAUGUCAAACAGUAAAAAUAGACUUGAAAAGUAAACACUGCAGUUAAUGGCUUCCUGAAGCUUUCUUUUGAUUGGACGAGCUUUACUUUGAUUAGAUUUUUAUUUUUGUUUUGCAAUGUGAUUGGUUAGUGUUCCACUAACUGUAGACGCACUGCAAGUUAUUGGAAAUUGUAGUGCUAACCGUAAACCUAAGUGUUUAAAAUAUACAAUAACUAUUUACAUGUAUAUUACGAUACACUUUUUCAGAUGAUAAUGCGCAUGUUGCAGACUUAAUUUAAUGAAACAAAUUUCAUUUUCUUAACAUCAUUUCUUUAGCCAAUUGCAACUUUGACAAUGGAGAUACCUGCGGUUAUCAAAAUGGCGCUGGACAGUUUAAUUGGAAGGUUAAUAGAGGUUCAACAUCCAGUAGUGGAACAGGGCCAAGCUCUGACGUCAGCGGCAGAGGUAAACUGUUCAAUAAACUUUUAGGUUUUAACUUCAACCUCAAGUUCAACUUUGUGACGUUACAGUUAGUUUUAGUCAAUGUGACUACGCUUUCCAACCUUUUACAGGUUUUUAUCUGUUCAUCGAAACUUCAAGUCCACGACAGUUCGGUGAUAAAGCUACAAUUUUAACAUCUUACUUGAACGGCCCGCAAUGUAUGAAAUUUUCUUACCAUAUGUACGGUGGUGGGAUUGGAGCCCUGAACAUCUAUGCGAAUAACCAAAGCAUAUUCUCGAGAUCGGGAAAUCAAGGAAACAGAUGGAUAAGUGAGGAAACGUCAAUCUUACAAGGUGGAAGAUAUAUGGUGAGUAAAGAAAUCAGUAUUUCAGACACACAGACAUUACAAAAUUUGAGCCAAAGACCAUUCUUUUUCCAAAACGAGGAAGAAGAGGGCCCUGAGGAAAUUUCAGUACGAACGUUGGUCAUUCUCUUGUUGUGUCUGAACCCACAAUACAUUUGCCUCCAACCCGAAAGGAUAAUCCAAUGCUGUUGUUGAACAAAAAUUUAGUUUGAUUUUCCUUUUCAAGAGCCAAAAUGUAAUUGAUUAUUCAAAUUAUUUGUAUAAAUAUUUAAGGUUACGUUUGAAGGCGUUCGCGGUCGUAGUUACGAAGGUGAUAUAGCAAUCGAUGAAAUCAGCUUCACUCCAGGAAGUUGCUCAGGUACUGUAGUGGUCUACCACUUCUACAAUUUUUUAGUUAAUACAACCAAGUCAUUAUAUACCAAUGACGAUCACAUGCCCGAGUUGUGGUCCACUGCGCUUUCAUCUUCGAAGGUGAACCAAACAAAGAAGCACAUACAAUAACUCGAUGCAAGCAAAUAUACCCUAUGCUGGAUCAACAGCAGCAGGCUCAAUUCAUCGUUAAGAAGCUAACCACGUCUGUCAUUUCAACCUUCACGCCUUCCUAUGUUAUUAUGGGUUGCAUGCAUGCAUUCGCUUUUUAUCUCGCAACUGCAGAGUUACGUUUGCAUCUUCGUUUCCAGACCAUAUGUAGUGUUUUUAUUGUCCUGUUUAGUUCACACUUCGUGAGGCCAGGGCGGGGUUGAUGUCGAGUUAAAUGAUACGGAACUGGAAGUGAGUCAGGUCUGUUCACAUGCCAGCCAUCUAUCGGCCAGGUGUCAAGCAUAAACUUGUGCAAAGAGCUACUGACUUUUUUCCAUCGAAUGUCUAGUCAAGUAAAGCACAAUUACAAGCUCUCCCAUUUGGACAAAUUGGAUCAUUGACUGAGUAAACCAUGUACUAAUAUUACAGUGCGUUUGCAGCAAGUGGGACCACUUAGAGAACACUAACCAAUCACACAGCAGAACAAAAAUAGAAAAAUGAACAAACGGCGCAUUGGCGAAUCAGCAUUAGGCCAAAAACAAUUUUAACAAAUAAACGAAUGUCAAACGGUAAAAAUAGAUUGAAAAGUAAACACUGCAGUUAAUGGCUUCCUGAAGCUUUCUUUUGAUUGGACGAGCUUUACUUUGAUUAGAUUUUUAUUUUUGAUUUGCAAUGUGAUUGGUUAGUGUUCUCUAAGUGGCCCCACUAACUGUAGACGCACUGCAAGUUAUUGGAGAUUGUAGUGCUAACCCUAAACCUAAGUGUUUAAAAUAUACAAUAACUAUUUACAAGUAAUAUUACGAUACACUUUUUCAGAUGAUAAUGCGCAUGGUGCUGACUUAAUUUAAUGAAACAAAUUUCAUUUUCUCAACAUCAUUUCUUUUAGCCAAUUGCAACUUUGACAAUGGAGAUACCUGCGGUUAUCAAAAUGGCGCUGGACAGUUUAAUUGGAAGGUUAAUAGAGGUUCAACACCUAGUAGUGGAACAGGGCCAAGCUCUGACGUCAGCGGCAGAGGUAAACUGUUCAAUAAACUUUUAGGUCUUAACUUCAACCUCAAGUUCAACUUUGUGACGUUACAGUUAAUUUUGUUUUGGUCAAUGUGACUACGCUUUCCAACCUUUUACAGGUUUUUAUCUGUUCAUCGAAACUUCAAGUCCACGACAGUUCGGUGAUAAAGCUACAAUUUUAACAUCUUACUUGAACGGCCCGCAAUGUAUGAAAUUUUCUUACCAUAUGUACGGUGGUGGUAUUGGAGCCCUGAACAUCUAUGCGAAUAACCAAAGCAUAUUCUCGAGAUCGGGAAAUCAAGGAAACAGAUGGAUAAGUGAGGAAACGUCAAUCUUACAAGGUGGAAGAUAUAUGGUGAGUAAAGAAAUCAGUGUUUCAGACACACAGAUAUUACAAAAUUUGAGCCAAAGACCAUUCUUUUUCCAAAACGAGAAGGAAGAGGGCCCUGAGGAAAUUUGAGUACGAACGUUGGUCAUUCUCUUGUUGUGUCUGAACCCACAAUACAUUUGCCUCCAACCCGAAAGGAUAAUCCAAUGCUGUUGUUGCACAAAAAUUUAGUGUGAAUUUCCUUUUCAAGAGUCAAAAUGAAACUGAUUAUCCAAAUUAUUUGUAUAAAUAUUUAAGGUUGAGUUUGAAGGCGUUCGCGGUCGUAGUUACGAAGGAGAUAUUGCAAUCGAUGCUAUCAGCUUCACUCCAGGAAGUUGCCCAUUCCAAACACCAAAACCACCUACACCUCGACCAACAAAUCCUCCAACAUCAUCAACAAACCCUCCCACACAAGCAGGUACUGUAGUGGUUUACCACUUUUACAAUUUUUUAGUUAAUACAACCAAGUCAUUAUAUACCAAUGACGAUCACAUGCCCGGGUUGUGGUCCACUGCGCUUUCAGCUUCCAAGGUGUGGAUACUGACUUACUGCGACGUCCAAUACCUUUUGCUAGGAACUUGCCUCGAAUUUGGCUUUUGGCGCGAAUUUCUACUUAAUGUAAUUACACAGGGUGUGGGUUCCAAUUCACCCCACCAAGAGGCUAACGAUAAAUGUGCCCGACAACUAAUGCCCAAUGGAUUAGUUUUCGAUGAGGAAGAAAAAUAGGUCGACCCGGAAAAAACUCAUUGAGGACAGGAGAGAACCAAACAAAGAAGCACAUACAAUAACUGAAUGCAAGCAAUAUACCCUACGCUGGAUCAACAGCAGCAGGCUCAAUUCAUCGGCCUUCACGCCUUCCUAUGUUAUUAUGGGUUGCAUGCAUGCAUUCCCUUUUUAUCUCGCAACUGCAGAGUUACGUUUGCAUCUUCGUUUCCAGACCAUAUGUAGUGUUUUUAAUUGUCCUGUUUAGUUCGCACUUCGUGAGGCCAGGGCGGGGUUGAUGUCGAGUUAAAUGAUACGGAACUGGAAGUGAGUCAGGUCUGUUCACAUGCCAGCCAUCGAUCGGCCAGGUGUCAAGCAUAAACUUGUGCAAAGAGCUACUGACGUUUUUCCAUCGAAUGUCUAGUCGAGUAAAGCACAAUUACAAGCUCUCCCAUUUGGACAAAUUGGAUCAUUGACUGAGUAAACCAAAUACUAAUAUUACAGAGCGUUUGCAGCAAGUGGGGCCACUUAGAGAACACUAAAGGCUCUGUUACACGGUGCAAUUGUUCAUGCAACUUGUCUCGCAAUGGCGUUGCGAGACAAGUUGCACGAGUCAUUGCACCGUUUAACAUGCCUUGCAAUGGUCAAAAUCGUUGCGAGACAAGUUGCAUGAAGCAUUGCAGAGAGUAGAAGUCGGUUCUACUUUUGGCAACGAUUGCACUAAUCCCCGAGCCGGCGGCGCGAAGCGCCGUGCGAGGGUACUAAUUCCCCCCGGCUAUUUACACCCGGGGAAACGAAAGCAUUAGCGAAGUCUAAAGUUCAUCAAUGAGCGCGGGCGUCGGUCACCAACGAUGGGUGGUCAUCCUCAC